Stylophora pistillata is the source of this 2212-nucleotide messenger RNA. RefSeq lists its product as uncharacterized. Lineage: Eukaryota; Metazoa; Cnidaria; Anthozoa; Scleractinia; Pocilloporidae. The record is from RefSeq and is a predicted model, not a curated record. Gene Ontology annotation, molecular function: G-protein alpha-subunit binding; GDP-dissociation inhibitor activity. Gene Ontology annotation, cellular component: cell cortex. Gene Ontology annotation, biological process: establishment of mitotic spindle orientation.
UAUUCGCAUCUCAGGAAGUAACAUUAAAGUUUAAGUCCAUCACUGAAUUUAGUUUCUGCUCGAUCAGAAGUGCUGCCUCUUUUGCAGUAAUUACAGUUUAUAAAUUUUCAGCAAGCAGUUAAUACCCCUCGUAUUUACCUUAACUCAUUUGAGGCUACCGCUAAGCUUAAAAUUUCGUCAAAAAGUUAAUAUCUGCGUUAACAUACUCACUAUACUUUAUCAUAUAUUUUCUCAGUCUUAGUUUUUAUACAAGAUAAGGAUUACGUUGAAACAUGGCAGAAACAAACUCUGAACUGCUACAGCAACGAAAGCAAGAUCUCGUCAAUGCGAAGCUUAGCGGCAAUACGAAGAAAGAGAUGAUCGCUUACAAUAAUCUUGGCAAAGCGUAUGGAGAGCUUAGUGAUUUUAACCAGGCAAUAGACAACUUCAUGCACAGUCUAGAGAUUGCCCGACAAGAACACGACAGAGCUUACGAAGGAGAAGUGUCUUGCAGUCUUGGACAUGCUUACUGCAAACUCCAAGAUUAUAAACAAGCCAUAGAACACAACAACAAACUCCUUAUUAUUUCCAGAGAAUUAAGCGAUAGAGCUGAGGAAAAACUUGCAAACCACCAACUUGGUCAUUGUUAUAAAAACCUGGCUGAUGACAAAGAAGCCUCGGUGCACUUCAAUAAAUUGCUUAUUAUUUCCAAAGAACUGAAGGACAGAGAUGGAGAGGGACAUGCAAACCACCAACUUGGCUUAUGUUAUGAAGACCUCGGUGAUUAUAAACAAGCCAUAGAUUGCUACAACAAAUUCCGUACUAUUUCCAAAGAAUUAAGGAUUAAGGCGGGAGAGAAUUGUGCAAACCACCGAAUUGGCCAUUGUCAUCAGAACCUGGCUAAUGGUAAAGAAGCCAUGGCGCACUUCAAAAAAUCCCUUAUAAUUUCUAAAGAAUUAGGAGACAGAGAUGGAGAAAUAGGUGGAAACUACGACCUUGGCAAAUGCUAUGAAGACCUCGGUGAUUAUGAACAAGGCAUUGAACACUACAAGAAACACCUUAAUAUUUCUAAAGAACUGGGUUGCAAAGGUGAAGAGGUUCGAGCAAACCAAGACCUUGGCUCUUGUCAUGAACGCCUCGGCGAUUAUAAACAAGCCGUAGAGCACUACAACAAAAAACUUAUUAUUUCCAAAGAACUAAGUGAUAGAGCUAUAGAGAAAUGUGCAAACCACCUACUCGGCAAUUCUUAUUACAAGCUGGCUGAUUAUAAACAAGCCGUGGCGCAUUUUAAUAAAUUCCUUAUUAUUUCCAAAGAACUAAGCGAGGACAGAGAUGAAGUGAUACAUGCAAACAGCCACCUUGGCUCAUGUUAUAGAGACCUCGGUGAUUUUAAACAAGCCAUAGAACACUACAACAAAAACCUUAUUAUUUCAAAAGAAUUCAGCGAUAGAGCUGAAGAGAAUUGUUCAAACCACCAACUUGGUCAUUGUUAUCAGAAUCUGGCUGAUCAUAAACAAGCUAUAGCGCAUUUUAACAAAUCCCUUAUCAUUUCCAAAGAACUCGGAAACAGAGAUGGAGAGGGACAUACAAACUACGAACUUGGCAAGUGCUAUGAAGCCCUUGGUGAUUAUAAACAAGCCAGUGAACACUUCACCAGACACCUUAUUCUUUCCAAAGAACUGGGGGACACCGAUGGAGAGGGACAGGCAAACCAGAAUAUCUGUUAACAAAAAGAUCAUCAACAUCAUCUAUGAACAGCAUGAAAAAUACUUUAAAAACUUCACGAUACCAGGUACCGAAAUUGCCAUCACUGAGCUGGUAGCCAAAUUAAAGCAAACUGAAAAUGGACUGUUAAUCACCAGAAUUUUAACUUAGGUCGCCAACAGACGUUAUCGAACAAUGUCAUAUACUGUCUAUACUGAAUUCGAAGUUAUGCAUUAAUUAUGAGAAAGAAGCAAAACCAGUGAGUGGGAAAGCCUCGCAUAUAAUAAUAAAUCUAUGAAAUAUACUUUAAACCAUUAAUAACUGCAUAUCUGAAAUAGGAAACAGGGUACUUAUAAUCACAUGCUAUGUACUGGAUCAUGGUCAGCAGUGGAGAGUGCUAUUUAAUAAGGUACUUGAUUAUACCAUAUAAAUAAAUACAUACAAUACUUAAUGUAAGGUACUAACUAUAAUACAUACCAAAUUUGUGCUAUUUAUCUAUUUAUUACAAUUUAUGGCUUAAAAAAAAAGA